Symbiodinium sp. CCMP2592 is the source of this 585-nucleotide messenger RNA. The record is from the annotation of a GenBank genome assembly. NCBI's taxonomy places the organism in Eukaryota, Dinophyceae, Suessiales, Symbiodiniaceae.
AUGACGGGAAAACAAGACUAUGCCCGUGAUGCCAUUUGCUUGAAGCUUGAGGUGCUGGUGAAGCUGGAGGGCGGGGAGGAGAAGUCUUUCCUCCUGGAAGAGGAGAAGCUCCGCCGCCUGGCUGAGGGCCUUCCAGAGUUGCCCUUGCAGUUUAAGGAGAUGCCGGACUCCAGCAGCAGCGAUGCAGAGCAUUUCGUGAAGAUGAGGGCCCGGAACCUCGGCGGGUGGUCCACCUGGAGCGAGGAAGUGGUGACCAGCUCCAUUGCGCGACAGCAGGGGGCAGACAACGCGCAGAGAGCUCUGGAGCAGGCCAUGGAGCGGAGGGUGCCGGAGGACUUGAUGAAAGUUCUGAAGGAUGUUCGCGACAUUGAGUUUGACGACAAGACUCUGGUUUCGGAGGCCACCGAGCUCCUCGAGACCUUGCAGGCUGUUCAAACGAAGGCGGCAUCCCAAUUUCACGUGCAGCGUCGCUUCCGCAGAAUUCUGGACACGCAAGCCAUCAUGGACUACCUGGCGGUGAUCGUCCGCAGCGACAACACACGGCUGAGUCAGCUUCGGAAUGCUUACUACAAGGUGCGCACAUGA